This is a messenger RNA of Nomascus leucogenys (northern white-cheeked gibbon), 1452 nucleotides long. It is a transcript of the gene LIX1L, whose product is annotated as limb and CNS expressed 1 like. The record is from RefSeq and is a predicted model, not a curated record. Gene Ontology annotation, cellular component: cytoplasm. Gene Ontology annotation, biological process: autophagosome maturation. NCBI's taxonomy places the organism in Eukaryota, Metazoa, Chordata, Mammalia, Primates, Hylobatidae.
CCACUUGACUGAAGGUUCGGCCCUGGCGCCGCCCUCAGUCCCCAGGCGCUCGCUGACUGGGGUGGUUGGGACCGUUAGCUCGGCAGGCUGGCAGGCUCCGGGGCGCUACUCCAUUGGCGGCCGGGAUGGAGACGAUGCGAGCGCAGCGGCUGCAGCCUGGUGUGGGCACCAGCGGGAGGGGCACUCUCCGAGCGCUGCGGCCGGGAGUGACUGGGGCCGCGGCUACCACCGCCACACCCCCUGCGGGCCCCCCGCCUGCCCCGCCGCCUCCCGCACCGCCUCCGCCGCCGCUGCUCCUGUCUGGGGCCCCAGGACUACCCCUGCCCCCCGGCGCCGCCGGCAGCCCGGCAGUGCUGCGAGAGGCCGUGGAGGCCGUGGUGAGGAGCUUCGCCAAGCACACGCAGGGCUAUGGCCGAGUGAAUGUGGUGGAGGCACUUCAGGAAUUCUGGCAGAUGAAGCAGUCCCGUGGUGCUGACUUAAAGAAUGGGGCUUUAGUGGUUUAUGAGAUGGUUCCCUCCAACAGCCCUCCUUAUGUCUGCUAUGUCACCCUGCCUGGGGGAAGUUGCUUUGGGAGUUUCCAGUUUUGCCCCACAAAAGCUGAGGCCCGGAGGAGUGCUGCAAAGAUUGCGCUAAUGAAUUCUGUGUUUAAUGAACAUCCUUCCCGAAGAAUCACUGAUGAGUUCAUCGAGAAGAGUGUCUCUGAGGCCCUGGCAUCUUUCAAUGGCAACAGGGAGGAAGCUGACAACCCAAAUACAGGGAUUGGUGCCUUCCGAUUCAUGCUGGAAUCCAACAAGGGCAAAUCAAUGUUGGAGUUCCAGGAGCUAAUGACAGUUUUUCAACUGCUACACUGGAAUGGCAGCCUUAAGGCCAUGAGGGAACGACAAUGCUCUCGGCAGGAGGUGUUGGCUCAUUAUUCGCACCGGGCCCUGGAUGAUGAUAUUCGCCACCAAAUGGCCUUGGACUGGGUGAGCCGGGAGCAGAGUGUGCCGGGGGCACUGUCUAGAGAGCUGGCCUCUACUGAGCGGGAGCUGGAUGAAGCCCGACUGGCAGGCAAGGAGCUGCGCUUCCACAAGGAGAAGAAAGAUAUUCUCGUGCUGGCUGCUGGGCAGUUGGGCAAUAUGCAUUCUUCCAGCUGCUAGGCAUCCACCCACAUACUCCCCAGCCUUUCCACGGCCUUUUUUUUAUGUUUCCUUUCUAAGAUUUAGGAUGGUUUUUUGUACAUACUUUCUCAAUUUUAUACUUUAAAAUAUAUAUAUAUGUGUAUAAAUUCUACACCUAGAUUCCUAUUUGCUAAGAGAUCCCUUUUCUUACUUCCAGUUUUUGGAUAUAGUUUUAUUUGAAACAUCUUCAGUCCACUUUACAACAAAGAGCAGGUUGUCUUUGAAGCUUUGUUAGCUCUUAAACUUCCAGAUUAACUAUGUAGUCAUUUCAGUAGCACUAAAAGAUUAACUC